AUGCCGUUGCAGAGCUUUCAAAGGAGUACAAGGAAAAUGGGGAGCCAAUCACAGAUGACAGCACCGUUUUGCACAAAUUCUCCUACAAACUGGAGUACCUGCUUCAGUUUGACCAGAAGGAGAAAACAACAUUUUUAGGUACCAAGAAGGACUAUUGGGAUUACUUCACRGACUGUUUGGCUAAGAUCAAGGGAGCCAAUGAUGGAAUCCGUUUUGUCAAAUCCAUCACUGAGCUGAAGACCUCUCUGGGGAAGGGACGAGCAUUCAUCCGCUACUCCCUCGUUCAUCAGCGGUUGGCCGAUACGCUGCAGCAGUGCCUGAUGAACCAGAGAGUCACCAGUGACUGGUAUUACGCAAGAAGUCCUUUGUUGAAUCCCAGAGACAGUUCUGACAUAAUCACCCACCUGUAUGAGCUCAACGAGGUCCAGUUUGAUGUGGCUUCCAGAGGGCAUGAUCUUGAUGCCUCCUGGCCAACAUUUGCACGGAGGACACUGGGAAGUGUAAAUUCACCUGGUCACAUGUGGAAACCACCUAGUCGUAGUUCCAGUAUUAACAGUCUGGCUAGUUCAUACUCUCAGCAAGCAACUGAGUUUCCCUCCAGCCCUGACUACGUCCACAGCUUGUUAAGUGACCCYAAUGAAUCUCUCUCUGCCUGCAUGGAGGACGUUAGCACAGUCGAAGACCUUCGGCUGGAGCUGGAUCAGUUUGAGCUUAAGCAGCAAGGGCUCCUGGAUAAGGUCCAGCAGCUAGGCGAGGACAACGCCCAGCUCCGAGCYGUAAUCGAGAAGCUCCAGAGUCAACUCGAUGUGUCACUUGAUGCACAAGAGAAGCUCCAGUCCUCGCAGGGGAAACUCAAGGAGAAAGAGGAAGCUCUGUCCAAACAGGUGGAAGCUCUCAGAACUGAGAAAAAAGCCAAGGAGGCUCGGCUCGUUUUACUUCAGGAGAAGCUGGAAGCCGCCGAGCAAAAGAACUCUGAGCUCGUCGUGAGGAUGGACGGGCUUCUGAACGAGAAGGGUCAGCAGGCGGCCAGCCGCUUCGAUUCAGCUCAGAAGAUCCACGAACUGUUGGACAAACUGAAAGAGGCAGAGAAUGGAAAGGUGCAGGCCGUAGCUGAGGUGGUGGAGUUGAAGAGGCAGGCGGAGAAACUAGAAGAGGAGCUAAGAGUCGAGGAAGCUGCGUCAAAGACCGACAGAGCAAAACUCACAUCCGUGUUGGACGGGAAGGCCAAGCUGGAGGUGAGAGRGGAGGAACAGGCGAGUGCGAUCGAAAAGCUUCGGGGUGAGCUGACGUUAAGAGAGGAGARGGCAAGCAACCUGCAGAAGCAGCUGCAAGACCUCCAAAGAUCUCUAGAGGAGAAAGGGCAAGAGUUGGAGGAGGUGAGGAGGAGAGCGCGGCAAGAUUUAGAUGAAAAACAGGCAAACUURGAUGGCCUGAAUGAGUCUUUAGAGGCAGAAGUUGCUGCCGUUACAGAGCAGCUUAGGAGAAAAGAGACAGAACUCAGCUCCAGCUGCGAGACACUACGAAAACUAGAAGCUAAGAACCAAAGRCUGAACACACAGAGGGACAAACUGACCACUAGCCUCACUGACCACGAAGAGAAGAUCAAAGAACAGGCUGCAAAGAUAGAGGACUACAGUAUGCAGUGCACCAAUCUACUGGAAUCAAACAAGAAGCUGCUGACCGCCGCGAAGAAAAACGAGGAGCUGCAAAACGAGACGAUGGCGGCUAGAACAGCACUCGAGGCUGAAGUAGCGUCUCUCAGAGCUUCAGAGAAACAACUCAGAGGCCAGCUGGACGACGCCAAGAUGACGGUGGACGAGAAAGAGAAGGCGCUACGUGAGGAGAACUGCAGGUUGGAUGAGAGCCUGCAGCGAGCCACAAUGGCCGCGAAACUGUCGGAGACCACGUUAGAGCAGCUGGAGAGGAAGAACCAGAGUCUGCAGGAKGAGCAGGACCAGUUACAGUCGACCGUUAGCCGCGUGCAAACGGAGCUGAGGAACGCUCGGCAAAAGAACGAGGAGCUGGAGAAAAACGUGAAGGCUGCAAACGAAAAAGAAGUUGGCCUUCGAGAAGAGCUUAGUGCCAAAACGGAACAGCUGGAGAGUGAAGAGAAGGAUCUUGUGAAGUUGAAAGCUACUGUCAGAGAUCUAGAGGUUAAYGUAAAAGAGCUCGAGAUGGCUAAAGCUAACGCUGAAGCGACUUGUUCCAGACAGACGGAGGUGAUAGAAAGAGUCACGGCAGAGAAACAGGCAGUGGAGAGUUCACAGCUAGAGAAGAGCUCAGUUCAGGACAAGGAGAAGCAGGAAAUCACUGCCAAACUGACCGUGGCUGAAGGCCAGUUGGAGGUUAAUAUGAAGGAGGUGUCCAGACUUCAGGCAGAGCUCCUGGACCGAAAGGUGCAGGUGCAGAGAUCUGAGGAGGGGAAGCUAAAACUCCAAGCGCUGCUGGAGGUGACAGAGGCCCAAAGAGAUGAGCUUCGGUCUCUGACUGAGCAGCUGAAAUCCCAAAUGGAGGCACUGAAUCAGAAGCACGUAGCAGAGCUGAUGGAGUGUAAAAAUAAAGAACGUGCCUUCAUUGAACAGRGUGAUCGAGAAGCCGCAGCCCACUCAGAGCUGGCUAUUUCCAUGGCUGCCYUCCACGAAGAACUGUCUAAAGUCAAAGCAGAAAACAACAGGUUGGCUUUGGAGAAGAAUGAGAUCAGCGAGGGUCUGCACAGAGCGAACACCGAGAUGGCKGAGCUGGGGAUGGCCAUCUGCAAGCUGAACGCAGAGAAGGAGGAGUCCAGCAGGCACUGGGCAGGCCGAGCCGCUGAGACCGAAGAGCUGAAGAAGAAGGUAGAGCAGCUCGAGGAGCGCGUAGAAGAACUGCAGCUGGAGAACAGCCAUCUACAAGAGGAGCUGAGACGAAACGAGUCACUUCCAGAGACCAUCGCCGAGCUCCAGGAACAGCUGGAAAAGACCAAGAGCCAGAUGCAGAGCGUCAAGGAGUCCUGCCGAGAGGAGAUAGAUGCUGUCAAGUUCCAGAUGAGCUCAGAGACCAUGAGUCAUCAGGUCAGCCUAAAGAGUUUGAACGAACAGCUGGAGAAGUAUAACGUCCAGGUGCUGGAGGAUCAGAGGAACAGAUCCAGCUUACAGGCUCGAGUGUCUGAACUAGAGGCUGCCAAUGAGGAAUAUUUACAGUUGGUCAGUGAGAAAGAUGCUCACGUCACAAAGGCAGAAGACACGAUUCGGGAGAAUGAAAAUGAGAUUCAGCAGCUGAGGAAUGCUGUCACCAGUGCUGAAGAGGCACGCUUGGCUGUGCAACGACUUUGUGAGGAGCUGAAGCAGAAACUGGAGGCAACAGAAGCCGAACAGCACAGCCAGUAUCUGAAGAUGACUGCAGAGGUUGAUGACCUGAACAGAACCAAGACCAAUCUGGAGGAGCGGCUCAUCGAGCUGAUAAAGGACAAAGAUGCUCUGUGGCAGAAAUCUGAUGCUCUGGAGUUUGAGCAGAAGCUGCGAGCUGAGGAGCGCUGGUGGCUGGUGGAUCAGGAGGCCACUCACUGCCGCGACUGCCAGGGCCAGUUCACCUGGUUUCUGCGCAAACAUCACUGCAGACUUUGUGGUCGCAUCUUCUGCUACAACUGCAGCAGCAACUUCGUAAUGACCAAGCACAGCGGGAAGAAGGAGCGCUGCUGCAGGGACUGCUACAUGCAGCACAGCCCGGUGGUGGAGAGGUUCACAGACGCAGAACUGAGUCCUGCAGAAGUGUCGCCACCUCCACCUGGAGCUGCGCCUCCUCAUCCUGAGCCUGCUCCYGAUAAACCCACUCCCAGAGUAACGGUUUCAGACCCCAGCAACAUAUCUGAUGAUGGAGGUUAUGACGUCAUUACAGAAGAGGAAGUGAACGGCACCUAUGACAGUGAUAAUAUCUCGCAGACCACAGGAGMCUCUCUGGAGGGAGACCAAGACCAACAACAUCCUGGAGCAAAUGAAACGAGGACAGGAGAUGUGACCCUCGAUGAAGAACACGUACCAACAUACCAGGAUUUAGAGAUCAACCUUCUCAGCUCAGGAGAAUUGACGAUGGCUGUUCCUCUCAGCACUGAUGAUAUUUCUCAGUUUGGUGAUGGUAGCAGGGAGCUCUUCAUCAAGUCCAGUUGUUACAGCAUCAUCACUGUUACUGUUACUGACUGUGGGCCCACCAUCAGCUGGGUGUUCUCCUCUGAGCCCAGGAGUAUCUCUUUCAGCGUGGUUUACCGGGAGUCUGGUGACAUUCAGGUGGAACAGUCAAAGGUGCUGAUUCCUCUGACUCGCUGCAGUUCCCAUAAAGAGACCAUUCAGGGCCAGCUGAAAGUCAAGCACCCAGGCCUCUACAUGCUCAUCUUUGACAACUCCUUUUCACGCUUCAUCUCCAAGAAAGUGUUUUACCACCUGACCAUGGAGAAGCCUGUAAUCUACGAUGGAAGUGAUGGUCCUUGAACCUAACACUCGGUGUUGUGGCUCUGAAUAAGACUAAAGGGAAACUGAUGACAUUUUCUGCAACAUUUUUACAAAGCCAAGUAUUACAAAUCAUUUUGUCUUGAUAUUACUUUAUUCAAUAAUGUUAGUUUGUUUUUAAAGCAUGUUUGUGUUUUCAAAAGUGAACACAGUAAAUCAUUGAAAAASAAGUGGAAAGAAGAUUCAGAUCGAUCUAUGCAAGUUUUACCAUGUUUUUAUGUAUGUAGUUACCAUUUAAUUUGUGUACUUUUGUUUUAUCUAAAUGUCUUUUUUGUGUGGGUUUGUUUUUUUGUGGUUUGGUCUUUAUUUGAUCUGAUUUGAAGCAGUGAGGGAUAUUAAUGAACAGAAAUAACACUAGUAGACCAUAUUUAUCAGUUACCACUUAUGAUUUGUGCAAUCAAUUAAAUCAGGUGGAUAAAAAAAAUCCUAAGUACGUCCCAGUGGUUUGUUUAUAUAUUUUAAUUGUGUGUCUGAACAUUUUGUUUGCAUUCUGUUAUUGUGGGACAAAAAAAGAAAAAGGUUUUUGCAUCAAAACAAACCUCACAGCUUUGUGAUUCUGAGGUUUGCAGUUGUCAUGCAGAGGCAUCGAUAUUUUAAUAAAAAGAAAAUUGACAUCUUGCUUUUUUUUUUAAGGAGACUGGCUUUUUUCUUCUAGGUCAGUUUAUAGAAUUUAAUCUAUUUUGUGUACAAGCUGUGUCAUUGAUCAGACUGUCAGCUCAAAGGUCGCUGUAUUGUCAAAGUGCCUUUUGACUUUUAAGGUUUUUGUUGACUUUUGUGCAUUUAUCUGUACGGUGACACGUGGUAUGAAUUUACCACACAGUUUAAACCCAUCAACACUUAAACUUGUUUAUGCAAAAGAUUUUAUAUUCUUUUUGUUYAAACAGUUUUUAAAAAUACUCUAUCACUUUAUAUGGACUGGACUCUGCACAAUUUACCAAGCUGUUUUUUUUUUUUUUUGUCCAUUUCUUCUUUUAUUUACUUCAAAUUGUUUUGAAAGUUGUGCAAUGAUGGAAAAUUUAUGCAAAUUCUCAUAUUUUCUCUACAAGGGCUGCACUUUGCAAUAAAUGUUUUUUUUUUUUAAUAUUAGAAAUGAUGCUAAAUCUGUAUUUUUCUAUUUAAAAUGUACAACCUGUUCUUUUUAUUGGAUUGUUUUUUUUUUUUUGUGGGGUGGGGGAGCAAAAAAAAUACACAAAUCAUGGUAAUGUAUGUAAUACAUGAUGUUAAACUCCCAAUGAAGGAAUAUGAGUGAUA
Messenger RNA from Austrofundulus limnaeus, 5729 nucleotides. It is a transcript of the gene fyco1a, whose product is annotated as FYVE and coiled-coil domain autophagy adaptor 1a. NCBI's taxonomy places the organism in Eukaryota, Metazoa, Chordata, Actinopteri, Cyprinodontiformes, Rivulidae. Gene Ontology annotation, molecular function: metal ion binding. Gene Ontology annotation, biological process: positive regulation of autophagosome maturation; plus-end-directed vesicle transport along microtubule. The record is from RefSeq and is a predicted model, not a curated record. Gene Ontology annotation, cellular component: lysosome; autophagosome; late endosome.